GGGGAGGAAAAAAAACUCCGGCUGGGGAAAAUCGUUUUGAACGGCCAUCCGAUGCUAGUCGGACAUAGGAAACUCGGAAAUGUCAGACUUAUUGAUUCGUUGAACGCGGCACGUGUAUAACUAAAACCAGUUAGCAAGUCGGACAUUUCAGAGUUUCUUAGUUCCGACUAAAAGAUCACUGACGUCACGAUUUGACCUCAUUCUUUCACGAAUACUAAGUUGUCUUGAAAGCAGCGAUUAGCUGGAGCCGACGCUUGCGUUAGUCCUCAUAUUCAUUCAAAUAAUAUGUUUUGGGUGUCAUCAAUGUGUGUGCUCUUUUUGGGCGAGAUUGUGUAAGACGUCAUUCACAGGCGCCUUUGUUUUUGCUAUCUUGCGGCUAGCAGCUAGCUCACCGGAGCUUUGUGUACUAAGGUAUUUUAUCUAAAUUAUAGCAUUCUAUUGACGUUUUGUUGAUAUAGUAAUCUCUAAACGUUGAGCCGUUCACCGUCAGACAAAGUUUCUACCGAACAAGGAGACCCAUGGAGUCGGCAGUGGAGACGGCGGAGAGUUCCCCCAUUGUUACAGAACGCGAGAAACCUAUUCGGUCUGCAGUAGAGACAGUGGAGCGUCCUUCUUCUACCAUUUCAGAAGGGAAGGAACCCACACCAUCAGCCGUGGAGGACCAGGAUGUCACCGUAGUUUCAGAAAGGAAGAAAACUACACCUUCUGCUGUGGAGACGGCAGACAAUGAUGUCACUAUCAUUUCCGAAAGCAAGAAGCCUACACCUUCUACAGUGGAGACGGCAGACGAUGAUGUCACUAUCAUUUCAGAAAGCAAGAAACCCACGACAGCACAGCUGGCAGUGGAGACCGUGGAGAAUGCCUCUAUAAUUUCAGAAAGCUCGUCACACGAAGGCCAUCGCCUGUGGAUCGGGAACAUCGAUCCUAAAAUCACAGAGUAUCACCUGGUGAAGCUUCUGGAGAAGUUUGGGAAGGUGAAACAGUUUGACUUCCUGUUCCACAAGUCUGGACCGUUGGAGGGCCAGCCCCGAGGAUACUGUUUCGUUAACUUCCACACCAAAGAGGAGGCUGAGAGGGCAAUCCAUUGUCUGAAUGGGAAGCUGGCCCUGUCCAAGAAGCUGGUGGUGCGCUGGGCACACGCACAGGUAAAGAGAUUUGAGGGUUUUAGAGGGGAUAAGAAUGGUCCUGCCAGCCUGGAGCCAUCCUGCAGCGCAGAACUAGACUUACCAACCAAUCUCAGUACGAGUGCGAAGAUUCGUGCGAUCGAGGCCAAGCUUCAGAUGAUGGAGGAGAACCCAGACGAGGAGUACCAGGGCCCCUCAGCCUACAUGUACAACAAGCCUCCGGAGAAGAAACGCCAACAGCCUUACAGCAGACCCUUCCGCAAGUUCAGGAGAUGACACACAGGGGACGGAACAUCCAACACCUCGGCUUGCCAAAAUUCCCCCGGUAACUUUCCCCAAACUCCCAGGUUUUCCAGAAUUCCUUGUUUGAAGAUUCCCCGUGUUCGAAGAUUCCCAAUAUCAGAAGGGAAUAAGCAGGACAUUUGGAAUCCUCCAACCAGGAUUUCUGGAAAACUUGGGAAUUUUGACAAAGUUACUGGAAUUUUGCAACCCUACCAAUACCUGACUGGCUCAGUGACUUCCUCUACAGCGGUCUCCUGUAAUACAUUAACAGAUUCCAAGACAAUUGAAGUGCUAAUUAACGUUACCAUGAUGCAAACGUAUAUAUGGAAUAUGCUCAGAUUGUUAAAUUAUUAUUACACUGUAGUGUUGUGGGAGUUGCCUGAUGCCAAUCUGUUUGUGCUAUUAUCCCAACUCCUUGUCACUCAUUGACAAUGACUGCAAUGAAGUUGGCAAGAGCACAAAAAGAUCUGGGACCAGGCUAUAGUGGGAGUCAGGCCACCAAACUGUAUGACUUCAGGUUUGGACAGAUGGCACAACAAGCCAUUACAUUUUUUUCCUAUUGUGUGUUUACUUGGAAGAGGAAUUAUAAUUUUUUUGUCAAGGAAGGUUUUGUUUUUUUGUAAUCUACUUUUCUACAACUUCAGCCAAAACUAUUUUCAAUGGCUAUAUGUAUUGUAUGAUGUGUAGAAUAUCACACCUUCCAUUUAUCUUACUAUUGUUUUUUUGUUUGGAUUUUUUCAAAUACACUGUUAUUGUAAUGUUUCAUUUCUGUCUUUGCUGUUCAGUGUUGGGAGUUUGACAUUAUUACCCUUCAGAAUUCCAAUUUGACCUGAUGUAGUGGACUAAUACAGUAUAAUACGUUUCCCACAUGCUCUGAGUUACUUGUUAUCAUUAGCUACAGGCCGACAUUAUCAUGUUGGUCUGUAACAAAAAAGAAGGCAAGGCAUAAAAUAAUGUAUUUUAAAACUGAGUGGUUGUCACCAUUCUGUGUUUCUUGUGAUCAAAGAAGGUUACGCUAAAUGUAUUUUAUUCAUAACACAUGUGGCUAUGUUUGAGUGUGAUUUGAGGGUCAUCAUAAGUGGAGAAUGUUGAGCAACUUUGGGCAAUAUAACUAUUUUUAUUUAUGCUAUGACACCCAGUAAACGACAUUGCAACUCAACUCGUAGAUUACAUUGUUCAAUCAUAAAAUUGUCUUUGAAAACAAAUAAUAUUUGUAUUUUUUUUAUUUCAAUGUAAAUAUACCGCCCUAUAUUGUU
Messenger RNA from Oncorhynchus gorbuscha (pink salmon), 2662 nucleotides. Its product is annotated as probable RNA-binding protein 18. The record is from RefSeq and is a predicted model, not a curated record. The transcript has 6 exons. Gene Ontology annotation, molecular function: RNA binding. Bases 519 to 1400 code for a protein of 293 amino acids. Lineage: Eukaryota; Metazoa; Chordata; Actinopteri; Salmoniformes; Salmonidae.